Molecule: messenger RNA, 1128 nt
Organism: Naumovozyma castellii
Lineage: Eukaryota; Fungi; Ascomycota; Saccharomycetes; Saccharomycetales; Saccharomycetaceae
Gene: ERG6
Product: sterol 24-C-methyltransferase
Exons: 1
Coding region: 1-1128 (375 amino acids)
Source: RefSeq, a predicted model, not a curated record
AUGUCCUCCUCCAACACAGAAUUAAGACAAAGACAAGCAGACUUCACAAAGACCCUACACGGAGAAGAAAUAGGUGCCAAGACUGGUCUCUCAGCACUUCUCUCCAAGGACAAGACCGCUCAAAAGAUCGCAGUCUCCACUUAUUUGGAAAACUUUCAAAAUAACAAGGAAUCUGAAGCCAAGAGACUGGAAAAUUACAACGAAACUACUCAUUCCUAUUACAAUAUCGUCACUGAUUUCUACGAAUAUGGAUGGGGGUCCUCUUUCCAUUUCUCCAGAUUUUACAAGGGUGAAUCGUUCGCGGCUUCCAUUGCAAGACACGAGCAUUAUUUGGCUUAUAUGGCUGGUAUAAAGAAGAGUGAUUUGGUCUUGGAUGUAGGAUGUGGGGUUGGGGGUCCCGCUAGAGAAAUUGCUAAUUUCACUGGAUGUCAUAUUGUCGGUUUGAAUAAUAAUGAUUAUCAGAUUGAGAAGGCUAAUUGGGUAGCCAAGAAGACUGGGUUGGAUAAACAGUUGGAAUUUGUUAAGGGAGACUUCAUGGAUCUGAAUGGAACUUUUGAAGAAAAUACUUUUGAUAAAGUUUAUGCCAUUGAGGCUACUUGCCAUGCCCCCAAUUUGGAGAAAUGUUAUAAGGAAAUUUACAAAGUCUUAAAACCUGGUGGUACUUUUGCCGUUUAUGAAUGGGUGAUGACUGAUAAAUUCGAUGAAAAUAAUGAAGAACAUAAGAAGAUUAGAUACGAGAUUGAAUUGGGUGAUGGGAUCCCUAAGAUGUUUGGUGUCGAUGUCGCUACUCAAGCUUUGAAGAACUGUGGGUUCGAAAUUGAAGUGGCUAAUGAUUUGGCUGAUAAUAAUGAUGAAGUUCCAUGGUAUUACCCAUUGACCGGUGAAUGGAGAUACGUACAAAGUUUAAGUGACUUGGCCACUUUUUUCAGAACAAGUUAUCUGGGUAGAAAAGUUACUAAUACUAUGGUUUCCGUCAUGGAAAGAGUCGGUAUUGCUCCAGAGGGGUCCGUUAAAGUUACUGAGGCCUUGGAGAACGCCGCCGUGGGUCUUGUUGCAGGAGGUAAAUCCAAACUGUUUACUCCAAUGAUGUUGUUCGUGGCCAAGAAGCCUGAACAACCUUCCCAAUAG